CUGCAUCUUUUAUAUAUUUUUUUAGUUCAAGAUUCUGUCCCCUUUAAAUAUCCGGCUGAGUUAGUUAAUUAAUUAAAUCCAGUGGCUUGAAUCGAACAGAAGCAUUAUUCCAAUCACAUUUAUCUUGCAGGGUGGGAGAAGGGAUGGCAGCUCUGUCUGGAGCCGUGAUCGAGAAUGAGGGGGCAUCUGAGCAAAGACGUAUCACCAACGCAACCAGCUUCCAUUUCAACAACUGCAGCUCAUACAAGCCCUCCAUUUUUAAUUCUUCAAAAACCCAGCUACACGUUUAUAUUUUAACGACCGCCUUCAUGUUUUCUUAGGGUUUUUUGUUUGUUUGUUUGAUUUUACGAUUAAUGGAUGCGCGAUUUGUUUCUUUCUGAGCUGUAUUGUCUCGGUAAUGAGAAUAAGCCAAGAUGGUCCGCAUAGCUAGCGCGCUGGGUUUGGUAAUGUUAAGUGUCGCUUUGCUUAUUUUAUCCUUGAUCAGCUACGUGUCAAUCAAAAGAGAUAAUAUCUUCACCACCCCAAAAUAUGCAGGUUCGGGGGGUCCUCGAAUGUAUAUGUUUCAUGCUGGAUUUCGGUCACAGUUUGCAAUGAAGUUUCUGGACCCGUCUUUCAUACCACUCACAAAUGCUCUAAAUGAGGAACUGCAAGACAAGCCAUCUAAAUGGAAAUUUAAUAGAACUGCUUUUUUACAGCAAAGGAAAGAAGUUCUUCACUACAUUGAUGUGGCAAAAAACUUCACUUUGACCAAGGGCGGAAUUCGAGUUGGACAGCUGAUGCACUAUGACUAUUCCAGCCAUAAAUAUGUGUUUUCCAUUAGCAAUAACUUUAAAUCUCUGCUUCCUGAUGCAUCUCCGGUAAUGAACAAGCAUUACAAUGUCUGUGCUGUGGUAGGAAACAGUGGGAUCCUCACGGGAAGCAAGUGCGGAUCUGAAAUAGAUAAAGCCGAUUUUGUUUUCCGUUGCAACUUUGCCCCGACUGAGGUUUUCCAAAAAGACGUUGGAAGGAAGACAAACCUCACAACCUUUAACCCUAGUAUUCUUGAAAAGUACUAUAACAACCUUCUUACCAUCCAAGACCGCAAUAACUUUUUCCUUAGUCUGAAAAAGCUGGAUGGGGCCAUUCUCUGGAUCCCUGCUUUUUUCUUUCAUACAUCAGCAACAGUUACCAGAACCCUGGUAGAUUUCUUUGUGGAACACAAGGGACAGUUAAAAGUGAAGUUGGCUUGGCCAGGAAAUAUAAUGCAGCAUGUUAAUAGGUACUGGAAGACCAAACACUUAGCUCCUAAACGUUUAAGUACUGGCAUUCUCAUGUACACGUUGGCCUCUUCAAUGUGUGAGGAGAUCCAUCUCUACGGAUUCUGGCCAUUCGGGUGGGACCCCAACACAGGGAAAGAACUGCCUUACCAUUACUAUGACAAGAAGGGGACCAAGUUCACUACCAAAUGGCAGGAGUCCCACCAGCUUCCGACGGAGUUCAAACUGUUAUACAAAAUGCAUGGAGAAGGUUUGACCAAACUGACUCUUUCACAUUGUGCCUAGAAACCCAAGAUUAAUGAAGUGCCAAAUGAUCGUUCAGUGGUGCCCUGCCAUGGUUGAAUGAGGAUACUCAACCAUCAUGAGAUAUCAUAAAAUAAAGUUUAUUUUAAAGUUUUUUUCAUAAUUCCGGGACCAAUUGUCUUUUCUUAAGUUAAGGGAGAAGAUUUACACCAGUUACUGCAUUUUGUAUUAUUUAAUUUUGAUAAUCUAUCUUGUUAUCAGAUUUAUCUUUUGGUAGAUUAGAAGAUUGUUGGCAACAUAGGACAUAUAUAGAUAAUUAGACAUAAAUAAAUGUAUAUUGAUUUAGAUAGAUAGAUAGAUAGAUAGAUAGAUAGAUAGAUAGAUAGAUAGAUAGAUAGAUAGAUAGAUAGAGAGCAUCCUAAAAUCCAGCUCUAUAUCACCUGAUGUAAUGUAAUGAUUUAUUUUAAUAUACAGUAGUCUUUGGCUAAGAGAACACCCCUUGGGAAGCAAGCGAAGUGUUCUCUUGUUCUUUAAGAGUCAACCACCAGACACAAUAUGAAUCAAUCAAUAAAUAAAUACUUAUUACUUGUCGUGAUGCACGUUCAUAUAAAAUCGACAGAAUAAGUAAGAGAAAAGCAAUAGGCAAGUGUAUGUUAAUAAACUAUACUAAUAUAGCACCAGACAAACUAACUGUCAAACUAAGUUAACACAGCAUCCCUACACACGUUAAAAAAUACAGCAGCAGCUCUAGAUUAAUUAUGAAUACCUGUAGUGGAUCAAUAUUCAAAACAUGCACAAAAUUAUUUAACAGAAUGGUGAAGCAACUCACCUGAACUGAAAACACCAAAUUGCUCAGCGGAUUGUGUCUGAUUCAGGUUUCUUUCAAAAGCUCGUACAAUUUCCAAAUUUUUGUAGCAAGAGAAACAGCAGCGCAUUUCGCUGUUUGUUUACGUGCCAUUUUGGAGCGGUGAGGCGCACUCGAGGAAAUCAGAAUACAAAACGAGGCAAUGAUAAGACAGCGGUUCUGGAAAGAUUUAAAAAUACAAUCAGUGUGCCUCAAGACACUCUCACGAUGACAAGUCACAUUUGAAAAGAUUAAAUAAACCAUUCGAAUUUAAGUUCGAUGGUGAUGGGUUAUCAGGUUACAAAACAGUACUGUAUCAGUUGUGAAUGAAUCGCUAGCGGUGCCAAAAUGUUUUCUUUUCAGUGAAGUUCCUGUUCCUUUUAGGCGGAGCAUUUACAAUGGGAAAAAUCUGUUUCACCACAAGGGUGUUCCCUUAGGCGAGGUGCUCUCUUAGGAGGUGUUCCUAUACACGGAGACUACUGUACCACAUCAAAACUUUGAAAUGAAAGGGACAUAACUAAACUGCCAGACUGUCUUCAUGUUGCCUUGGUAGAGCACCACCUCCUUGCAUCCCACUCUCAUUGUCCUAUAUUGCACUCUUUGUACCCCGUGGGUAAGUUCUUUUUAAAGGGAGCCCCAUUGAGACAUGUCAGCUGUGUAUCAGGCAGCCAUAAUCCUUUUAAUUUGUACAGGUAGUCUUAGCAGCAAGAAAUCUACCAGUUUAUGUCAAUGUAUGCUGGAAUGUUGUCUGUGGCAUUGCCGAUACAUCACUUGUGUAAAUUUCAGUAUAUAAAUAAGAGAAUUAAAAAUGAAUGGUUUAAACUAUGCUUAAUAUAUAUAUAUAUAUAUAUAUAUAUAUAUAUAUAUAUAUAUAUAUAUAUAUAUAUAUAUAUAUAUAUAUAUAUAUGCACACUUGAUUUCAAUAUAGAGCUUUAUUUAAAUGGCACAAACUGCACAUCAAUUACUAAAUCUGCCAUUUGACAUUAUUUUUCCUUUAAGGGUCAUAUACUUGCAUUGCACUCUGCAAAGCAUUUGCAGUCAUUUCCGUGGCAUAAAUACAUUUAUGUUAUGGCCAUUCAUUACUCAUAAAAUACAACUUCAAGAUUAUAGUUACUAUUUGUAUGCCCUUUUCUAAAUCGUGGACCAGGUAUUGGUUUGUAAAAUGUUAUGUGACAACUGAUAUUUGUGAUUAAUGAAAUUAGGGACACAGCUUUUUGUACUGUGAUCAAUACAUACCCCAACAUUAUACUUAAAUUACAAUAAAUAGUACUUUAUUACUACAUAUGAUCAUUUAUACUUAUUCACAUGUAUUUAUUUAUGUAUUUAUGAAUUUAUUUAAAUACCGGUAUAUUUUUUAAAUGUAAUUGAACCUAUAAACAAGAAUAUUGUACUGUUUCAUGAAUGUGCAAAACCGUUUCAGUAACCAGUUUUAAAUGUAAUUAUAAACCAAUUAAAAUAUUGCAUGGACCUUGCUGUUUCUUGACAAUUUUGUUGCGUUCAAAAACAAAAGUUGGUUGCAUGUGGAGCGGCUGAGCAGCAUUGUGGGCACACUAUGUACUGUCUGUUGUUGUGGAGGAAGAGCAAAGAGCAUGUGAAUAAGGCAGUAGAAUAAUUCAGAUCUGACUGUGGCCCACUAAUACAAAUACAAGGAAUAAAAACCUAAAUAUUCUGAAUGUUUGGUACAGCCUUUUCAUGCAGGUUAAUAAUUAGGUUAGGUAAGGCUAUGGUCAUUCAACUAAAAAAACCAAACAGUAUUAUACUGUCGCAUUGGACCUACAUAGGAGCUAGAGCUUUCAAAAUCGUGACCAUCAAAUGAAAUGAGAAAAGGGAUAGAAAGGCAGAAAACAAGAUGGAGAGGCUAGAUACAGAAAUAGGGUGAGUCUGAUAGGGAGGCUUGGCAGGAACUUAGAGAGCCUUCUCUCAUGUGGAUUAAAUAGGGCUAUUGUAAUAUCACAUAGAUAUUACCAGGACCUAUGUAGCAGUCAUUUUUACAGGUAUGUCCUGCAUUUAGGAUGCUUGACAAAUGAAGAUUCUCAUAUUGUCAACUUUUAUUUUAGAAUAAGCCUUAAAAUGCCAAAACAAACAUAGCUGUUUUUAAAGAUUUAAUAUGUACUAUAUUUAAUUUAACUCACAAUUAAUUGCUAAAAGCUAACCUGCGUGAUUAAUCCAUUAAUCUUACAUGGAUGGUUUCAGAGACUGAUUAGCACAUAUCCUGGCCUACUUACCAUAAGGUAGUCCAAGAUUAGUGCUAACCAAGGUCUGUGAAACCAGUCUUUGAUCUUUAGAUAUAGUCUUGCAUCUAAGUGCAUGGAUCACUUAUAUUCACAUUGUACUUGGUGUGUAGAGGAUGACAUUGGACACACUGUUUUUUUGUGUUGUAUGACUUCAUUGCACAGAAUUACAUUAUUACAUAAUAAACUACACUGUAAAACUACUUUUUGGUUCAGUCAGUGUGUUGUGCAUUGGCUUGCAAGGACAGAACAGAAAGGCUGCUUAGUAAGGCUUUAUUAUUUUUAUUAUUUUAUCAUAUUCUUUGUAUAUAUUUAUUUUAUUCAUUGAUUUUUUUCCUGCACAAGUUAUAUCUCAUAUUGUGCUGUUAAAAAAAGUGUGAAGCUUAUUUCCACAUUAUUCAAAAUACAUAAUCAGAUCCCAGACUUACAGGAUAUCGUGUAGUGGUGGGUAAUUAAAGCUGAACGAUGCUCAGCGUUCACUCCUUUCAUUUGGGCAGGCACACCACUUUAUUCCUUAACUUUGUUGGAAAAUACAUUAGCACAGUAAAUGUAUGUGUUUCUGUAGCUUGCGAGGCCGUUGGCAUAUUUAAUCUAGGAAUAUAUUUGUACUCUUUUUUAUGUGUGACUCUAAAGUCCUUUUGUUGCUGUACCAGAAAAGGACUCACUACUUACCAUUAGAGACAUUUUCAAUUUCUUGGAUCCCUGUUCCAUCAAACUGCAAAGAACAUUUUUAUAUGAAGGACGCUACUGUUCUCUCACUUGAAAGUUUUAUUUCAACAUAUUCUUUUUUGCAGUGUUUUUUAUUAUUAUUAUUAUUAUUAUUGUGAACAAGAACUUAUUUAUUAUAUUGAUACAGCAUUAUUUUAACUUUGGCAACUUGCAAAUAAAUCUGAUAUCUAAAAGUUUAAUGUUCAUGUACUGAAUGUGAAUGGAUAAUAGCAAAGGUGGUUUUUUUAAAUUAUAAAACACUUUUGAAUGUAACAUGCCUGCAUUCUUCUGUAUGUACCAACAAUUGCCCUGUUAAGGCAUUGUUUCCAAUAAAACUGUUUUCUUGUGUAUGUAA
Acipenser ruthenus (sterlet) is the source of this 5637-nucleotide messenger RNA. RefSeq names its product sia-alpha-2,3-Gal-beta-1,4-GlcNAc-R:alpha 2,8-sialyltransferase-like. Gene Ontology annotation, biological process: N-glycan processing; oligosaccharide metabolic process. The transcript has 4 exons. Bases 414 to 1541 code for a protein of 375 amino acids. Gene Ontology annotation, molecular function: alpha-N-acetylneuraminate alpha-2,8-sialyltransferase activity. The record is from RefSeq and is a predicted model, not a curated record. NCBI's taxonomy places the organism in Eukaryota, Metazoa, Chordata, Actinopteri, Acipenseriformes, Acipenseridae.